UAAAUCAAAAAGACCCAUCUUUCUUUAGCACGUUCGGAGUUGGGAAGAUCAAGAUCUGCAGACAUGGCGGACGAAGCAAACAGAGCUGCUUUUAUGGAGAUUCAAGCAAGCAUGAUUGAACUCACUGGGAAGCUGAAGCAGGUGCAGAAUCAGAUGCGAAACAAAGAGGGAGAUAAAAAGCGAGCUUUCUUAACGUUGGAAGAGCUGCGGCCAUUGCCUGAAGAUACAAACACCUACAAGUCAAUAGGAAGAACGUUUGUUCUAGAGCCCAAGGCGGUGCUGCAAGGUGAACAAGAGCAGAAAUUCAAGGACAGUGAGGCUGCCAUUGCUUCUCUACAGACAUCGAAGGAGUACUUGGAGAAGCAGACAGCAGAGGUGGAGAACAACUUGAGGGAGCUGUUGCAGCAAGAACCUGGCAUUGCUAAACAAAUUAUGUCCAUGUCUAUGUAACUUGUUAUCCAAACCUUGAACAAAAAAAGUACACUCAUCACUGAGUUUAGUUCUGCUUUAUCAGCGCUUCUGGGAUUGAAACCAUACAAAUGCCUUCUUUAAUGUUUGUAAGA
This is a messenger RNA of Capsella rubella, 563 nucleotides long. Its product is annotated as prefoldin subunit 1. The transcript has 6 exons. The record is from RefSeq and is a predicted model, not a curated record. Gene Ontology annotation, biological process: protein folding. Gene Ontology annotation, cellular component: prefoldin complex; cytoplasm. NCBI's taxonomy places the organism in Eukaryota, Viridiplantae, Streptophyta, Magnoliopsida, Brassicales, Brassicaceae. Gene Ontology annotation, molecular function: protein folding chaperone. The coding region runs from base 64 to 450 and encodes 128 amino acids.